Molecule: messenger RNA, 1186 nt
Organism: Elgaria multicarinata webbii
Lineage: Eukaryota; Metazoa; Chordata; Lepidosauria; Squamata; Anguidae
Product: intelectin-like protein
Exons: 8
Coding region: 47-1177 (376 amino acids)
Molecular function (GO): oligosaccharide binding
Source: RefSeq, a predicted model, not a curated record
UACUUGGGAUUUCUUCAUCUGUGCACGAAGGUCAGUUUGAUUGUUAAUGAAACAACAGAGCAAGGUCCUAUCACAACAAAAAGACCAGGCAUUUCUGUCCAUUUACGCUGCGGCUGUGGAUUCCUCGGCUGGAAACUCGGUUCAAGUUGAGCUGAUUCACAGAAAAAUGAAACUGGUCCUGGUUGUCCUACUUUGUCUGGUUGCGUUCCCUGAUGGUCGGCGGUGUGAUACCAAUGGCUGUGUCACCUCGUUGAAACGGGACAUCCUCAAACUGAUGGUCAAAUGGGAAGAUGCUACCUGUCUCCAGAACCAGCAAGGCCUGCCCCCAAACCUUCUGCAGACUUUGCCCCGAAGCUGCAUGGAAAUCAAAACAGCAUUGGAAGGAGCUGCAGAUGGACUGUAUUUCCUGGGCACUGAAGAUGGUGAGAUCUACCAAACCUUUUGUGACAUGACUACCAAUGGAGGUGGGUGGACUCUGGUGGCCAGCAUCCAUGAAAAUAACAUCUAUGGAAAGUGCACCCUGGGAGACCGUUGGUCUAGCCAACAGGGGAACAAUGCCAAUUACCCAAGUGGGGAAGGAAACUGGUCCAAGAACUCCACCUUUGGAACGGCCGUGGGAUCAACUAGUGAUGACUACAAGAACCCUGGCUACUAUGACCUUCAAGCACGGGAUAUGGCCAUAUGGCAUGUCCCCAAUGACAGCCCUUUGAAGGAAUGGCGGGAAGCUGCCAUCUUGAGAUAUCACACUGAGACGGGCUUCUUGUCUGUAGAAGGAGGGAACCUUCUCAGGCUCUAUCAGCAAUACCCAGUGAAGUUCGGCAUUGGCAGCUGCCCAGGUAAUAACGGUCCAAUUGUACCAGUUGUCUAUGAUACUGGUAAUGCUCAGCAGACGUCCUUCUAUUAUUCUCCAAAUUCCAGAGCUGAAUUUGUCCCUGGCUUCAUUCAGUUCCGGGUUUUUAACCAUGAGAAAGCAGCAGUUGCUCUAUGUGCUGGCAUUAAAGCCACCGGCUGCAAUACAGAGAUGUUCUGCGUUGGUGGAGGAGGGAAUUUUCCAGAAGGAAAUCCCCGGCAGUGUGGUGACUAUACGGCUUUCGAGUGGGAUGGCUACGGGACACACACCGGCUGGAGUGUUUCCAAACAGUUAUUGGAGUCUGCAAUGCUGAUAUUUUAUCGAUAACGUGUGUUU